Messenger RNA from Scomber japonicus (chub mackerel), 3660 nucleotides. RefSeq names its product WAS/WASL interacting protein family, member 1b (gene wipf1b). Bases 244 to 1833 code for a protein of 529 amino acids. The record is from RefSeq and is a predicted model, not a curated record. Gene Ontology annotation, molecular function: actin binding. Lineage: Eukaryota; Metazoa; Chordata; Actinopteri; Scombriformes; Scombridae. The transcript has 9 exons.
AGGAAGAGGAAUAAAGAAGUUCUACUCAGUGCACAAUGUUUUUUUUAAAGAUAUUUAGAUGCUGCUAAUCUUCCGCUUUACUCUGCUUUCAGCUGUAUGUGGCUGCUCUUCACAUUUUGCAUUUUUAUGAGGAAUGAACUGAGGUGCUUCUUCUACUGUCUUCUGAACAUACUGCUGAUUCUUCUAUGGACACAGAUUGAGGUACAGCGUCCAGUGCAGACAAAAUAAAGUGGAGAAAGGAAGAUGCCUGCUCCGCCUCCCCCACCACCCCCAGGGCCUCCCCCUCCUCCCACCUUUCAUCUUGCCAACACAGAGAAGCCACCUCCGCAGAAGGGGAGGUCUGCUCUAUUGUCUGACAUCAGUAAAGGCUCUAAACUAAAGAAGACUGUUACCAAUGACCGCAGUGGACCCUGUCUGGACAAACCCAAAGGAGGAGGAGGAGGAGGUGGUGGUGGUGGUGGUGGUGGUGGUGGAGGAGGAGGUGGCGGAGGAGGUUUUGGUGGUGGAGGUGGUGGUGGUUUAGGUGGCCUGUUCGCAGGAGGGAUGCCAAAACUGAGGUCUGCAGGAAACAGCAAGUCCAAUGACUCAGGACCCAGUCGAGCACCGAUGCUCCCCCCAGGAGGCCGCUCUAGUGGCCCCAGUCCCUUUGGUGGCGGUGGAGGCCCCAGCCCCUUUGGUGGCGGUGGAGGCCCCAGCCCCUUUGGUGGCGGUGGAGGCCCACCUAAACUCCCAGGAGGCCCACCUGGUCGUAGUAAUGCCCCUGAUCUUCCCAAGGGCCGCCCAAGUUUCUCAAGACAAGACACUCCAGGUGGCCCCCCUCCCGUACCCAACACACCUCGACCAACCCAGGGCUUCCAGUCUCGUGGAGGCCCACCACCGCCAUCACUCCCUGGAGGACCCAGACCCAGCCAUGCUUCUGCAGCUAUACCUCCUGGUGUUCCAUCAGGGAGGCAUGGACCUCUCCCUCCACCGCCAGGAGGCUCCUCACCUGGGCCACGAGCAAGCUUCUCCGGGCCACCUCCUCCACCCCCCAACAGCAGUCGACCUACUUUACCGCCAGCUCCUGGAGGGAGGCCUCCACUUCCUGAUGACCGGCCUCCACCACCACCAGCUCCUAUGGGCGGUCAUAGACCAUCUAUGCCCCGUGAUUUCCCCCCUCCUCCUCCUGCUGUCAACUCCAAACCGCCCUCCUCUGUCUCUUCCCCCUCUCGUCCUUCCCCUGGUGGAGGUGCACCACCUCUCCCACCAGGCCGACCGGGACCUCCUCCUCUCCCACCCAGCCCAGCUGGAGGUGAUGAUCACAGCACUCCUCGUCUACCCCAAAGGAACAGCUCACUUAACAGCAAUACUCCACCUCCAUCACAUGGUCGGGCAGGACCUCUCCCUCCUCCACCAAACGAGAGACCGCCAUCUCUUGGAAGAAACCCUUCAGCACGCUCAGGACCCCUUCCUCCCCCUCCUCCCUCAGGUCGUAGCGUGGGUGGGGGAAGUGUGAGGUCAUCACAAGCACCUCCUCCUGUAGGUCGGCCUGGCCCAGAGCCCCCUCGUGGUGGACCUGGCGGUAGACCUCCACUCCCUCCGGACAGGCCUGGGGCAGGAGGGCCCCUUCCUCCACCACCCAUGGGCAACGGCUUUCAAAACUCUCACCACAACCAGAUACAGGAUGAGUUCGAGUGCCGGUUCAAUUUCCAUCCAGUGUCGGACUUUCCUCCACCUGAGCCCUACGUUCCUUUCCCAAAGACUUACCCCAGCAAGCUUGCCAAGAAUGAGGGCGGCAGAGGUUCUGGUAAGAAGGAAAGAGGAGCUCCUCCUCUUCCUCCUAUAAACAGGUGAAGAAGAAGUGGCACCCAUCACACACACCUGGACCUACUUUCUCUAUUUUCCUACCUUUCUCUCUUUCUCUUUCUCUCUUUCUCUUUCUGUUGCGCUCAUCGUGCUUUGACCUGUGGCAUGUGGAUCAUGUAUGGACUGAAAUAUGGACCUGAAGUACAGUUGGCCAAGUAAAAGGACAGACUCACAAUGUGGAGUUUGCAUUAUAUGCGUCUUUAGCAGCAGAAUGGUAGCAUUCAAAGACCAAAGCAUGUUCAUACUCUGGUAUACUGUAUUCAAAUAAAAAGAAAAAAAAAAAAACGCAGGCACUAUAAAAAAAAAAAAAGAAAAAAAAGAAAGGAAGAAAAAUCAGGUUUACAACUAUGUGUGGCUGCAGCUGCAUGGUGCGUUCUAGGUGGGCUUUGUCUACCUGGUUGCUGUGAGACGUAGAUCACUUAUGAACAACAGUAUUUUCACAAAACUUUAUGCACAUCGACUCCCAGAAAAUGUUUUCAUCCCAUUCUACAGCAAUUGAUGGAGGGAGUUCAUCAAUUCUAUGCCUAAUAUUAUAUCUUGCCACCCACUUACACUUUUAGAAGAAAACUGUAGCAUGUGUGACCCUCCCAGCCUGCUUACACAGACCACAUUAGGUGAAGCUAAAUCAACAUCUUAUGGGGAGAUUAUUGUCAACAUCGACGUCCCAGGGUUAUAAUGACGCAAGAGUGCAGAGUUUAUUAUGAAACCAUUUGGCUUCCUCAGGGGCGUUGAGAAGCUAUUGCUCAUUUAAUUUGCUGGUAUUUCCAGUGUGCCUUUUUCUAUUGUAAUUUCAGGCUGCUUAAAAGAGUUAAGGGAAUUAGCCAGGGAUGCCUUUUGUGCCUUAAAUUAUGUGUAUGUAUAUAGUUCCCCUGUUUGUUCAGCUGGAUUGGAUCACCUCUGAUGAUGUAAAAACAGCACCGUGACCGGACGUCAAGAAUGUUUAGUGUAAGAAGGUGUCGUAAUAACACCGCCAUUGCAAUGAAGACUUCUGUUUGUUAUUACGAUGGACUUGGAACCAAACUAAACAUGGCCCUGCCACUGCUGCAUAAACCAUCAGGGGGAACGCGGGUGUUUAAUUUGCCAAAGCCACAUGUGCCUUCACAGUAUGUACAAUUUACAGCUGUGCAUUUUUGUUUGAACCACUGAACGGUACUAUUCAUUUGAUUGUCAGAUGUGAGCAUGCAUGUAAUGCUUAUGAUUUAGAUCUGUUUUAAAGGACAUUGUAUGGGAACUUGGUAUUGGUUUACAGUUGAACUGAUUUUUCAUUUGCUGUUUUGUUAAAAGCUUACUUACUAUGAAGGAACUGUGUAUGUAUCGAUGUGAUUUAAUCAAAAGGUAUUGGAACUUUAUUAUUUUAAGUUAUGUUUCAGAACUGUGCAGUAUUAUGUUGCUUCACCCAGCACUGCUCUUUUUGUAUACAUGAUGUAUUAACAUCAGGUGUUGGUCAAAAAAACAACAACAAAAAAACUUUUCUUAAAGACAAUCAAACAGAAUUAAACCUAUUUACAUGAAUAAAUAAAAUGCUUUACGAUGCUUUAUGUGCUCUACCUCGGGUGAAAUGUGCUUUUAUUUGACUGUACAUUUUAAAUAAAUAAAUUGAGAGUACAACACAAAGGAAGAUAAUUUGACCAGAACCCAGAUGAAGCCAUUUGUUUUGUAUUCUUAGAUAACCAAUAUGCAUCCUUUUAUAUGUUUGUGCAAUAAAGCUGGGCAAAACAUUCAUUAAAAUGUGUUGUAUGAGACAUUGUCUGGGAUUUUGGCUAUUAUGAUAUAUAUAAUAUGAAAUACUGUAGCUUAAGUGUUGUCAUUUAUACA